GAAAGUUGCGAGUAGACAACACAAACCGGAAGUGGGCUGUGGAAGGCAGAUUUGAGGCUUCUGGAGCUGUUCCUCGUGCGUUUCUGAGGGGAAGAUGGGCGAGGAAGAGGAGAAGAGGAAGCCGCCGUCUCUGCAGAUGGUACGAACUGAAGGCUCAGAUAAGAGCUGUGUCACCUUUGUGCUCCACAAUGAGGACCACACUCUUGGCAACUCCCUCCGGUACAUGAUCAUGAAAGACCCUGAAGUAGAGUUCUGUGGUUAUAGUAUCACGCAUCCUUCUGAAAGCAAAAUCAACUUCCGCAUUCAGACCAAAGGAGGCAUUCCUGCGGCUGAAAUGUUCCAAAAGGGGCUGGAGGAGCUCGUCGGUGUGUGCCAGCAUGUAUUAAGCACAUUUGAGGCAAGUGUGGAAGAAUACAAGACCCAGAUGGAUACGAGUAUGGAGUAACCACUAUGCAAUGCCUCAAUGGACAUCACUGUACAUAUACUGCUUUGGGACUGAUUUCUGGGAAAUAUUUUUGUUUUAUUUAAUAUAUAUUGAGGUACUUUUCUAAUAAAUACUGGAAAAUUC
Messenger RNA from Anolis sagrei ordinatus, 568 nucleotides. RefSeq names its product DNA-directed RNA polymerases I and III subunit RPAC2-like. Gene Ontology annotation, molecular function: DNA binding; protein dimerization activity. Gene Ontology annotation, biological process: DNA-templated transcription. Lineage: Eukaryota; Metazoa; Chordata; Lepidosauria; Squamata; Anolidae. Gene Ontology annotation, cellular component: RNA polymerase III complex; RNA polymerase I complex. The record is from RefSeq and is a predicted model, not a curated record.